Scophthalmus maximus (turbot) is the source of this 2029-nucleotide messenger RNA. RefSeq names its product SIX homeobox 7 (gene six7). Gene Ontology annotation, molecular function: RNA polymerase II cis-regulatory region sequence-specific DNA binding; DNA-binding transcription factor activity, RNA polymerase II-specific. Gene Ontology annotation, biological process: eye development; regulation of transcription by RNA polymerase II. Gene Ontology annotation, cellular component: nucleus; transcription regulator complex. Lineage: Eukaryota; Metazoa; Chordata; Actinopteri; Pleuronectiformes; Scophthalmidae. The transcript has 3 exons. The coding region runs from base 82 to 864 and encodes 260 amino acids. The record is from RefSeq and is a predicted model, not a curated record.
UCUUCCUUUUACGCACGGUUGGAUACACCAGUUCAUGCGCCCUGCGCGCGUUUCCAAACUUCUUCCAUUUGACGAGGCGACAUGUUCCCGCUGCCGAUGUUCACGCCGGACCAGGUGGCGCGCGUGUGCGAGAACCUGGAGGAGACCGGGGACAUCGAGCGGCUCGGCCGCUUCCUGUGGUCGCUGCCGGCCGCGGUGCCCGGCUCCGCCGCCGAGGCGCUGAACCGCCACGAGUCGGUGAUGCGCGCGCGCGCGCUGGUCGCCUUCCACGGCGGCAACUUCGAGGCGCUGUACCAGAUCCUGCAGAGCCACCGGUUCACGCGCGAGUCGCACGCCAAGCUGCAGGACCUGUGGCUGGACGCGCACUACCGCGAGGCGGAGAGGCUGCGCGGCCGGCCGCUGGGCCCCGUGGAGAAGUACCGCAUCCGCAAGAAGUUCCCGCUGCCCCGCACCAUCUGGGACGGCGAGCAGAAGACGCACUGCUUCAAGGAAAGAACUCGCAGUUUGCUGAGAGAGUGGUACCUCCAGGACCCAUACCCCAACCCGUCCAGGAAAAGGCAUUUGGCCCAGGCCACUGGGCUCACGCCCACGCAGGUCGGCAACUGGUUCAAGAACCGUCGCCAAAGGGACCGGGCCGCAUCCGCAAAGAACAGAAUGCAGCAGGAUCCUUCCCACCUGCCCUCGGAAAGCUCUCCGGAUGGGUCCCUCCAAGAGCGCCGCCAUCACCCCCACUUGCUACCUACCUCCCCUCGCCACCUCGGCAGCCCGGAGGCCAGCGACUGCAGCACGGAGACCGAGCGCAGGGGAACGGGAGCCUCCACGCCAGAGAUCUCGGUCAGCAGCGACAGCGAGUUUGAGUCUUGAGACGGCAGUGGGACUCGUCUUCUUCGUGGACGGACUCUUCUUCCCUGCGCGGGGGGGGGGGGACAUCGGGUUCAGACAAAUGUGAAAGAGACACCUGAACUGUGUGGGCACACUGGAGCUGAUCGCAGAUGAGUGAGGGAGGACGAGCGUGAAGAGCCCCAUCUGCUGUAGCUCCGAUGGAACGAUACAUGAAAAACUUUAUGCACUUAAAAAAAAAGCACCAUGGCACAUGACCUACACUGUUAUAUGAAUUAGUUUGCUGCUGACCAUUAACUCAGGACUGUACAUAAAGGUAAACGUUGGCAACACUGUCUAGUACUACAAGUAUUCUUUUAAUUCUCAAGCAAAGUAUUUUUUUUAGAAAUAAAGCCAAUGGUCUUUAGAUAAAUGUGAAUAAAGUUUUGAUACAGUGAAUAUUGUUUGGAUAGAUCACGUUCUAAUAGUUUUUUACAUAAGCUACAUUAAAACAUCUUUGUGGAAACUACUUGGGACACAGUGGACGUUGAAAUGCCUUGAGUAGGCUACUAUUGUAUGUGAGUAUGUUUACAAGCGCAUUGAUGAUUUGAUCAGAUUACAGCAAAACACAGACUGUGGAUAUAGCAAUAACAUUUAUACUGAAAUAAUUUCCAGCACACACAUUUUGGUUAUGUGUCAUAAUGUGCAUGUACACAUACUUGAAUGACUCAAUUCUAUAUAUGUCAUUGCCUUAAAAAAGGAAAAAAGGGCAUCACUCUUUUACAAUGCAACAAUACACCAUAACGUAAGAAUAGACAGUCUAAACUUUAUGUCAAUUAAUAAAACACGUGUGCUGCUCAAAACACAAAAAAUUUUUUGUUACCAGCUGCUGUUGUAGCCACUUCCCUUCAGGUCACCGUUUGAAAUAGGAAGUAGGAGUUUUCUUGUCAAUGCUCCUCAGCUGCUCCGAUGACGGUUUCCCGCAGGAACUGAAACAGAAACUAUGACACAUUAAAAAAAAGGGGUCUUAACUCAGUGUGCCUAUUACAUUUGAGAACUGCUCGUGUAUGAUUGUGUCCUCGACGCAGUCAAAAGGCCUGCUGUUUGCCGUCUCUCUUGCGACCACUGCUUCCCCCCGUCACGCAUGACUGCGCGUCAAUGGAAAGAUGUAUUUUGUAAAUGUUUUAUGUAAAUAAAUGAACCUAUUUUU